UAUAGUAUUUCGUUUUUACAAUGUUGGUAUUAAAAAUUAUCUCGUCGACGUCAUCCCCGGCCGACAUGUUCGUUUGAGUUCCGAAACUUCCGACAUUUUGACAUUUAUCUCCCAGUUACCCGUGUAUUUUCUAAUCUUAUAAGAAUUAUCGUGUGAUUUUUAAUCAGCAUGGAUGAAGAAUACGAUGCAAUCGUUCUGGGCACGGGCCUAAAGGAGUGCAUCCUCAGCGGUAUGCUGUCCGUGUCCGGCAAAAAAGUUCUACACAUUGAUCGGAAUAAGUAUUACGGUGGUGAAUCUGCGUCAAUUACCCCGUUAGAAGAAUUGUUCGCGAAGUUUAAUGCUCCAGCACCGGAUGAAACAUAUGGCCGAGGUCGCGACUGGAACGUGGAUUUGAUACCAAAGUUUUUGAUGGCUAAUGGCCUUCUAGUCAAACUGCUGAUCCAUACGGGCGUCACCCGGUAUCUGGAGUUCAAGUCCGUCGAAGGCAGCUAUGUGUACAAAGGCGGGAAGAUCUCAAAAGUACCCGUGGAUCAAAAAGAGGCGCUAGCGUCAGAUCUGAUGGGUAUGUUCGAAAAGAGGCGGUUCCGAAACUUCUUGAUCUACGUACAAGACUUCCAAGACGAUGAUACGAAGACUUGGAAGGAUUUCGAUCCCAGUACUGCAAAUAUGCAGUCGCUGUAUGACAAGUUUGGACUGGAUAAAAAUACCCAAGACUUUACAGGGCACGCUCUGGCUCUUUAUUUGGAUGAUAGCUACCUGCAGCAGCCGGCCAUUCAAACAAUUACGCGUAUUAAGUUGUAUUCAGAUUCUCUUGCUCGGUAUGGAAAGUCCCCAUAUUUAUAUCCAAUGUAUGGCUUGGGAGAGCUACCUCAAGGCUUUGCACGGCUGUCUGCUAUCUAUGGUGGCACUUACAUGCUAGACAAGCCUAUUGAUGAAAUUGUUCUUGGUGAAGGAGGCAGGGUAGUUGGGGUGCGCUCUGGAAGUGAGGUUGCAAAGUGCAAACAAGUAUAUUGCGACCCUAGCUAUGUCCCAGAAAGUGUGACUAAGCGUUGUCAAGUUAUCCGAUGCAUUUGCUUGUUAGAUCACCCUAUCAAUAACACAAAAGAUGCUCUUUCAACUCAGAUUAUCAUUCCUCAGAAGCAAGUUGGAAGAAACUCUGACAUUUAUGUGUCCCUGGUGUCCUCCACCCACCAAGUUGCUGCCAAGGGCUGGUUCAUUGCUAUGGUGUCUACCACUGUGGAGACUAAUGAUCCGGAAUCUGAGAUUAAACCUGGUUUGGAUCUAUUGGGGUCAAUUCGGCAGAAGUUUGUAUCAGUAACAGACUACUAUGAGCCUACUGAUGAUGGCAGUCAAAGCCAAGUCUUCAUUUCUGAGUCAUAUGAUGCAACCUCACACUUUGAGACCACUUGCCUAGAUGUCCUCAAGAUCUACAAGCGCGGUACAGGUGAAGACUUUGACUUCUCUAAAGUGAAACUGGAAUUGGGAGAGGAGGAGCAGUGAAUAUUGUCCUAUUAUUGUAUAUUGCUUGUUAAUUUUUAAAUUUGUUUAUACAUACAUGGCUAAAGUAAUAAAAGUUGAUUAGGUAUUGGGAUAAAUUUAUGAGAGCUUUGUUGCAUUACCAUUUGAGCUGUACACUCACAUUCUCCCAACAUUUUUAUGUUUACUAGAUAUUCAAAAAAAAAUGUGAGGAUUAUUAUUUAUAGGAAUUAUUUGUUCUUAAAAUGUAAGAAUGCUUUUUAUAUAAUUUAAGAUAUGCAUAGUACAUACAAUGACAUAUAAUGAACGGUACAAGUCACGUGAUAACUGUGUUAUAUGUAUAGUUGUGCAUCAAAACAUGCAUUCCAUUGAAGUAUCAGUACUAUUUUGCAUUGUACCAAGAUCACAUUCGAAACAUGUCAAUAUAAUAUGAAUGCUCAUUAUACACUUUAAUGUUCUAUGUAAGAUCAUGAAUAAAGUUACAUUACAACAA
This is a messenger RNA of Pararge aegeria (speckled wood butterfly), 1969 nucleotides long. It is a transcript of the gene Gdi, whose product is annotated as rab GDP dissociation inhibitor alpha. Lineage: Eukaryota; Metazoa; Arthropoda; Insecta; Lepidoptera; Nymphalidae. Gene Ontology annotation, molecular function: Rab GDP-dissociation inhibitor activity. Gene Ontology annotation, biological process: protein transport; small GTPase-mediated signal transduction; vesicle-mediated transport. The record is from RefSeq and is a predicted model, not a curated record. Gene Ontology annotation, cellular component: cytoplasm. The coding region runs from base 169 to 1500 and encodes 443 amino acids. The transcript has a single exon.